Messenger RNA from Aethalodelphis obliquidens (Pacific white-sided dolphin), 1775 nucleotides. It is a transcript of the gene TSPAN6, whose product is annotated as tetraspanin 6. Gene Ontology annotation, cellular component: plasma membrane. The coding region runs from base 153 to 890 and encodes 245 amino acids. Lineage: Eukaryota; Metazoa; Chordata; Mammalia; Artiodactyla; Delphinidae. The transcript is spliced from 8 exons. The record is from RefSeq and is a predicted model, not a curated record.
UUGCCCUCUAGAAAACUGUACAGUGUUUCCGGCUCUUCUCAGUCGCAGACGCUCGUAACUUUUCGGCACUUUCCGGGGAGACUCGGGGGCUCCGCGCCUCGCUCACUCUGUUCCGAUCGCCUGGCGCGGCGGGGCAGGGUCUUGGGCUAGUCAUGGCGUCCCCGUCUCGGAGGCUGCAGACCAAACCGGUCAUCACUUGUUUCAAGAGCGUCCUCUUGAUCUACACAUUCAUCUUCUGGAUCACUGGUGUUAUCCUUCUUGCUGUUGGCAUUUGGGGCAAGGUGAGCCUAGAGAAUUAUUUUUCCCUUUUAAAUGAAAAGGCCACCAAUGUCCCCUUCGUGCUCAUUGGUACUGGCACUGUCAUUAUUCUUUUGGGCACCUUCGGCUGUUUUGCUACCUGCCGAGCUUCUGCAUGGAUGCUAAAACUGUAUGCAAUGUUUCUGACUCUUAUUUUUUUGGUUGAACUGGUCGCUGCCAUCGUAGGAUUUGUUUUCAGACAUGAGAUUAAGAACAGUUUUAAGAAUAAUUAUGAGAAAGCUUUAAAGCAAUAUAACACUACGGGAGAUUAUAGAAGCGAUGCAGUAGACAAGAUUCAAACUACGUUGCGUUGUUGUGGUGUCACCGACUAUAGAGAUUGGAAGGAUACUAAUUAUUACUCAGAAAAAGGAUUUCCCAAGAGCUGCUGUAAACUUGAAGGUUGUUCUCCUCAGAGAGAUGCAGAUAAAGUAAACAAUGAAGGUUGUUUUAUAAAGGUGAUGACCAUUAUAGAAUCAGAAAUGGGAGUUGUUGCGGGAAUUUCUUUUGGAGUUGCUUGCUUCCAGCUGAUUGGAAUCUUUCUAGCCUACUGCCUCUCUCGUGCCAUAACAAAUAACCAGUAUGAGAUAGUGUAACCAGCAUAACACGGGCCUGUUCCUCUCCAACUUUAAGGAUAUUAACAUCCCCACCCCCAACCCUGUGAAUUACAAGAUCGCCUGGAUGGAAGACCGACAUUUAUUACAGAUAGAUUGAAAAACUAUACCAGUAGUCUGAUUCGAUCAAGACAUUUGCUUGAUAUGUUCGAAGUCCACCUUUUGUCCCAUUCAUGUUAGAUAGUUGAAAUCCCCAUGUCACUCUGAAACACUGGAAGAGCUUAGUAAAUUGUAAAUGAAGCAAUACUGUGUUCCUCUUGACUUUUUUUUUUCUCAGUGUGUGGCUUUUGAAAGUCACUGUGAGUUUGCUGUCAAUGUAGUGUGAUCAAAAAUUGAUCCCUCCAAACUGGACCUUUUCCCAGCCAGGGUUAUCUGGUGUGAUUGUAUAAUUUGCAUCAAGAAGUUAAAAUGUUUUCAUUAGUCUCUGUUCUGCUGAUAGGCAGAGAGUCACAUUGUGUAAUUUAAUUCCAGCCAGUGGUUGAAUAACACCCAUCAUCAGAGUUGCCAAACGGUAGUAAUGACAGUCUCUGACCUCUAAGGCACCCAAGACUAUAAAAGGCACUACCAGUCCUCUGUGAUACACCAGGUUGCAACACAGUUAACACUUUACAUUUCUUUGCCUCGAAAUUUAGGUAUUUAUACUAACAUUUAUAUUUCCCCUAUUGUUUGAAAAGUUCUAAUUAUUACUUAAUGGUGCCAAGAGUUAUUGUAUUCUCCUUAGGAAUUUAAAGCAACUCAUCUUCAUUAGCUUUAGCUGGUAUUUCCUUACCAGGUUGAUAAGAAUUGUCAACAUUAAGGUUAACUUUUAAUAGUCUUAGUUUUGUUUUGUGCCUUUGAUUAAUAAAUAUAAAUCUUUUACACAAUAAA